ACUAACCUGUUCUCAGAGAACUUGUCGAUUUCGUACAGAUAAAUAUGACAGAUGUCCCAGAAUCUGACGUAUACAAGCUUUUUAAAAAGUCUAUAGAAAAUGAAAACGUUCAUAUGAUCGGAACAACGGUUGAUACAGGAUUAGAAUGGCAGGCGGUUGACGAAUGCAAAGAAAGAAUUAGUCCAAACUUGCACGUUGUCAAAGAGCGAGGGAAAAUUUACUUCAAUGUCACUUUGGACCAAUUUGCUAAAGUACAAGAAAUGCGAUCGAUUGACAAUAUCUUCUUGAUAUCCGAUGUCCGUCAAUUUCAAUUUUCAAAGGACAAUGAGGAAUCUGAUAUGUCGUUGAUAAAAGACGCUGUGAACAUGGACAUGAAAUUAGAGAAGGGAUUGGAAGCAUGGAAGACCGUUACGUCAUUUAAUGGCAAGCUUUACCCCAAAUUGGAAGAAUUUGAGGAAGCAGAACAACUACACAAAGCUGAAAAAACCAUUGUCGAUGACAAACACAGCGCCCUUACAACUCCCGAUGUCAGAAAAGGAAGAAAAAGAGGACGAGAUCCCUCAAUUUCUAAUGAAAAUGAGAUUCUCAAGUACAGAGUAACUUGCGAAAGAACAGGAUCGCACGCGUUCGAAUCCGGUCAAGUAGCUCGAGUUAUUGGUGGUGAAUUACAAGAUAAAUAUCACUGGCUAGUCGAUCUUACUAUGUACCAUUUGGAGUUCGUUUGCAACGUAAUUCACAAUGAACUGAUAACUUGUUUACGAGUUACUCACGAGUCCAAACAUCGCCGAAACAUCUUACAUUUUGGACCAACCACCCUUCGUGCAACAGUUUGCUACAGCUUAAUAAAACUUGCUAAUCCCAAACAGGGAGAAAUUAUCAUGGAUCCAAUGUGCGGUGGAGGCUCCAUACCGAUUGAGGCAGCAAUCGCUUUUCCGAACACUUACGUUCUCUGUGGAGAUAAUCACGAGAAGGCAGUUGCCAGAACAAAGUCCAACAUUGACGGCCAGCUCGUACCACGAAGCAUGGACUUGGUCGAAUGGAGCGUUUCGGAACUGCCGUUGAAAGACUCCUCCAUCGAUAUCGUGGUUACAGAUAUGCCGUUUGGCAAACGAAGUGGAUCAAUGACUGAUAAUCGCGUGCUUUACAAAAAGUAUCUGGCUGAAUUGGGGCGCGUUUCAAAACUUGGUACGGGACGUUUGGUCCUACUGACUUACGAUCGUCGCAGUAUUCAGCUGGCACUGCAGGUAACGAGUAGCUCUUUCAAAGUGAUAAAAAUGCUCGGCGUGAACAUGGGCGGUCUUCACGCUGCCGUUUAUGUUUUAAAACGAACAAAAUUUCAACAGUACAAUAAAGAGCCAAAUAAAAAAUCAUCCAACGAUGCCGUAGUCUGAUAAAAAAUCAGAUAUGGGAUUCUAAUAUUGUUAAAAAUAUUUUAUUACCACAUGCUGUUUUCUAAAUACAAGCUUGACUAUGAUCGAUUA
Athalia rosae (coleseed sawfly) is the source of this 1481-nucleotide messenger RNA. Its product is annotated as tRNA (guanine(6)-N2)-methyltransferase THUMP3-like. Gene Ontology annotation, biological process: tRNA methylation. Gene Ontology annotation, molecular function: tRNA (guanine) methyltransferase activity; RNA binding. The coding region runs from base 45 to 1391 and encodes 448 amino acids. Lineage: Eukaryota; Metazoa; Arthropoda; Insecta; Hymenoptera; Athaliidae. The transcript has 7 exons. The record is from RefSeq and is a predicted model, not a curated record.